Molecule: messenger RNA, 2808 nt
Organism: Paramisgurnus dabryanus
Lineage: Eukaryota; Metazoa; Chordata; Actinopteri; Cypriniformes; Cobitidae
Gene: inavaa
Product: innate immunity activator a
Biological process (GO): adherens junction maintenance; positive regulation of protein ubiquitination
Source: RefSeq, a predicted model, not a curated record
AAUCCCCCCAUAUAGAUGCGCGAUGGUACAGUCCAGCGGCUUUCGCCCAGUUUGAGUACAGGCAAUACGCCGCAGCCCAUCAUCACUGUGGAUUCUGCCGGCUCACGCCUAUAUGCGAUAUUAUGGAGUGAAGAGAGAGAGGUGCACUGGGCUGGAUACUGCAAAGAAAGGUCACAUCUGGAGACUGGACCAGGACAUUUACUAUAUAAAUAUAAAACAGUCAUGGAUUGUAAAGAGGAGAUCAGUGACUCUGAUAGUGGAAUCAUGUUAAACUCUGGGCCAGACAGCCCCACAUCACCGGUGAAAGACAUGAGCGCUCACACACGUGCCAUGAGGCUGAAGCAGAAGGCCCUCGAAGACCGUCUGGAGAUGUGUGUCCUGGAGCUAAAGAAACUUUGCAUUAGAGAGGCUGAAUUAACUGGAAAACUGCCCUCGGAUUACCCUCUCCUGCCCGACGAGAAGCCUCCGCAGGUCCGGAGACGAAUCGGAGCCCGUUUUAAACUGGAUGAGGGUUUUAUUUCUCAAGACGGCGAGGAGUCUGAGCUGCAUGCGCUGGAGUCUGACGUUGCACUGCAACGGCAAAUUUACGAGGCGGCAUGUAAGCUUUCCCUGGAGGAGCACAUCAGCAAACCAGUGAGGAAAAGCCGACUGCAGCAGUGUAAACGUGAAGAGAGGAAACUGAAAGAGCUACAGGAUGCUGUGCUGAAACAUCGCAUUAACCACGGCUGCGUCUCUCCACAGACCUGUCAUUCGUCCAGGCAGAGAGAUCUUGGUAUUUCUGAUGACAGCUCACUGUCGGAUGCUGUUGUUUUGGAUGAUGAUUCAGACUCAACUCUCUUUUCUCCAGUCGGUCUGGGUUCGUCCACAGACAGCGGUUUCCAGCGUCUGAUUCUCUCACCCAAAAACGGCCCCAAGCCAUCGAGCUCCAGCUCCAGUCUGGAUUAUGAUCCCUCACCAAUCCAAAACUCUCCAUGGAAGGAAUCCAGCUUAGACCAGCCUUACCAGAAACCAAAACCAUCAAUCUCUGCCUGCAGCAGUCGCUCAAGCAGUCCAACAUUUUCAACCGACACCAGACUGGCAGAUCUCCCCCCAGCACCACAGUUUGUGUUUAAAAGUUUGCCGAUGCGAAACAAUCAGCCAAACAGCGCCCCCUCCACCCCAGAGCUGCCACUGCGCCGACAGUUCUCACAGUCCUUCAGACUCCCCAGAACUAAACCAGAACUGACCAAGACCAGCUCAGAUCUAUGGCGGGGCCGGACCAAAUUACCACGUCGGCGAGUGACAGAUUUUGCCCUGGCCUACUCGGUCCAGCGCUUGUAUCAGUGCAGUUCAGAGGACAGUAGCUCUGAACUUUCCAUCUCUUCAUACAGCAGCUCGUCCAGCAGGGAAACAACCACAGAUCCACCCAAACCAUGUCCACCUCCAUACGGCUACCAUCGCACGACUGCAAAUAAAGCAUGUGGCCAGCUCAGCACCCGUAGCCCACUUAAAAAUAACAACAACAACCCACCUCAUCCUAUUCCCAGCUCCAAUCGGGUGAAGAAUAACAACGUGACGGCACUUGAAGUGGACAUGGGAAGGCUCAGGGUUGGACCAAACAUGUCAAAAUCUGCUACCAUGCUUAUUAGUAAACCUCAGGUGGAGGUUACGUCACCCAAACGAAUGCUCAAACCUCCCCCACCAUACACGAAGGUGGCCCGCACGAUGUCGCUAAAAGAAUACCCUAACCAUCCCGCCCGGGUGCUUCCUCGAGAUGUGGUGUCAGGGGAACUUAAAUCCUGGCACCAGAAAAACAAUUUAGCUGUGCCCAGGGCUUGCUCACUCGAACGACAGGGAUCAACCCGAAUGAAGCGCCCAGAGCCACCCCCCUACCACCGGAUUCCCCCUCACAAACAGGUUUCUCAGAAAGUGAUUCUGCAAAGGGCUGCAGAUGGAACCCCAAUGCAGUGGUAUGAGGAAGAAGACUCGGAGAUUGUAAGUCAGGUGUAACUUGUAAAAAAAAGGACAAACUGUCUCACUCAUUUAUUUGUAUUUAUUGAGCCAAUGGACUCAACUAAUACAACUGUAUAGUGAAAAUUAUGUUAAUUGUCACAAAGACGUUUUGACCCAAUAUUCGAGGUGUGUCCACUGUAUAAUAUGGUAGGCCACAAAUCCUUAAACUUACAUUGAUAACUAACACUUAAGUCUAUGGCUUCCUUGUAAGGAAUCAUGCCAGAUAUUUAUGAUGAAUGUAUUAAUAUAAUUCUAAUUUGAAUGAUUAGUAUUAAAAGUGUGGUCCACUUUUUUCUAUCGACAAUGAGAAAUGUCUUCUUUGAAAUUCUAUGAACAUUACACCAUUUACUAUCUAUUUGUGUCUGGUACACGAUUUUGCGCAAUUCAAAUGUUUUGUAGAUGUGUCCUUAUGAUUUAUUAUAUAUUAACGCAUUAUUAAUAUUUAUUUUGCAUUAUUUAUGUUUCCUUAUUGUAUUUUUCAAUUCAUAUUCCCAUUUUUCUAACAUAUGCUUUAUUUUAAUAAGUUUUUUUUUAAAUGUUGCUAUUCUACUGUAAUGUGCAUUUAAAAAAAAUAAUUCACAAUGUCUGUGAGUCCUAUUACCAAAUGCUGAUUUUUUUAUGUUUGUAUACUAACUACAUAUAAAUUAUAUUUUAUAUUAUUUAUAAUACACUUCAAUAAACAGUACCACAGAUUCACAUUGACGUAUUUUCAUGCAUUUUACAUUUUAAAAUACAGAUCACUGCAACAAAUAAUCCUAAACCAUUUAACAAACAGUAACCAAAAGCUUUCACAGAAUUCAUCAGUUUUUCAAAAUC